Pieris macdunnoughi is the source of this 1683-nucleotide messenger RNA. Lineage: Eukaryota; Metazoa; Arthropoda; Insecta; Lepidoptera; Pieridae. The record is from the annotation of a GenBank genome assembly.
AUGUUAUCACAGCCCAAAAAUAGAGUUCAAGCUAUUAAAAGUAAAUUUGAGAGUUUACAGUCUGAAAACGAAUCUUUAGUCGUUAAGAAAAACGUGUCUCAUUUGAGUAAAUAUACUCAAAAACACAAUGUGAAUAUUGGUGUUGUAGACUCAAAUAAUAAGGAAAACAAAGACGAAGAAAAAAGUUUGAAUGUUAAUUCAGACUUAAGUGAUUUGAAUGAAGAUUGGUCUCUCAAACCAAAUUCAAGUUAUUUAUAUAGUCAACCAGACACAAAAGUUUGUAAUGAUACAAAAAUAACACUGUCGCGUCAAUCAAGUGAUCCUGGCAAGAAAUUACAUAGAAGUCAUGCUUUCCGCUGUGACCGAAAUCAAAUUAUAACACAGCCUAAACGAUAUGGUAGCUGCAAUGGACGAUCAGAAACCAGUGAUUUCUCAUUGAAACGCCAUGAUAAAACACUCUCCAAAGAUCGUUUGAAACAAUUAGGAAAUUUUAUUGAAGAUCAAAUGAGGAAAGAAGGCUACAUGGCUUCCAACUCUGCCAUUGUUGGUCAUGUUGAUUCUGUACCAGACUGUGAUGUACCUAAACACAUAUUAGACCAAUAUGCUAAAGUUGAUAAAAGUAACAAAGCUGAAAAACAAGAUUCCCUAACCGAUAGUGGGGUGAGCUCAGAAACAGAAAAUAUAGAUGAUGAAAAAAAUAAAAUUAGAAAACUAGUUACUCAAUAUGAAAAAAUUGAUGAUAAAGAAAAACUCUUUUUGGAGAAACAGAAAUCCAGGGACAGUAAAGGAUUGAAAAAUAAAGAUUACUUUAAUAUUAACGAAAAUAAACAUCUUAGUCAGUUUUUUGAGACCAGUGAUAAAGAAACUUCCCCAAUUGAAAACUUAAAUAAUACACAACAUAAUUUUCAAAAUAAAGAAGAAAAUAAAACCUUACUUGACAGUGAAACUAAAAUAUCAAACCAAUUGGAAAAUGUCAAUUCUAAUUCAAAUCUGGCUUCAAUGGAUGACCUUUGUGGAUCUAGUGAAACCAUGCGUUUGGAACGAAAAAACCCACAUUUAGUGCUCACAGAUACAUUGAAAAAGGCCUUAAAACAGCCUUUACCCACUGGACCACCACCUAAAAAACCACCUAGAGUUUUUCAUGAAGAAAAGCCUAAAAAGGACACAAAAAAAAUGCUUGAAAAACUAGAGCAGAUAUUGCAAAAACGAGAGGCAAAUCAAAGUAAAAUCUAUGACAUUGCUGAAGAAUCAGAAAAAAUUGAAAAACCUAAAAAAGAGAUGCAUUAUCUCUGUACUGAAAUAUUAAACAUCCCAAACCAAACAACGGAUCCCUUUAUAAAGUGUUUAAAUUCUUUAAAUUGUGCCAUUAUGACAAAUAAUUCUACUUUAAGUCUGCCAUAUACUAGAUUGAACGAAUGUAUGUGUGAUAAACGUUUGAGUACAUUUAAAAACGAUUUUGAAGGAAAGAAGUGUCCAAAGUGCCAAUCGAAUGAUGAUAAAGACGGAUUUAAGUGUCAUUUGAACUGUAAGUGUAAAGUGUUAAAUUCAGAGUUUUAUGUGCCAAGAGAACAUAUCUAUGAUGUACCAUUUGUUGAGAAAAGUGAAUAUGGAUCAUUGAAUAAAGGCAGCCGGAGUAUGGAAGACUUAAGACUUAUUGAGGUAAGCUUCCCUUUAUCUGUUUAA